Molecule: messenger RNA, 2488 nt
Organism: Coccinella septempunctata (seven-spotted ladybird)
Lineage: Eukaryota; Metazoa; Arthropoda; Insecta; Coleoptera; Coccinellidae
Gene: nAChRalpha4
Product: acetylcholine receptor subunit alpha-like
Exons: 11
Coding region: 26-1504 (492 amino acids)
Biological process (GO): monoatomic ion transmembrane transport; nervous system process; chemical synaptic transmission
Cellular component (GO): synapse; neuron projection; postsynaptic membrane
Molecular function (GO): acetylcholine-gated monoatomic cation-selective channel activity; transmembrane signaling receptor activity
Source: RefSeq, a predicted model, not a curated record
GUUUCAGAAUUUGAAGAAUCAGAUAAUGACCACUAAUUUGUGGGUGGAACAGUCAUGGUAUGACUAUAAACUGAGAUGGGAGCCCAAAGAAUACGGAGGAGUUCAUAUGCUCCAUGUACCUUCGGAUCAUAUAUGGAGGCCAGACAUUGUUCUCUACAAUAACGCAGACGGCAAUUUCGAGGUUACGCUGGCCACGAAGGCCACCAUCUACCACCAAGGCCUGGUCGAAUGGAAACCGCCUGCUAUUUACAAGUCUUCCUGCGAGAUCGAUGUCGAGUACUUUCCUUUCGAUGAGCAAACGUGUGUUCUGAAAUUUGGGAGUUGGACGUAUGACGGUUUUAAGGUGGAUCUCAGACAUAUGGACGAGAAGGCUGGCAGUAACAUUGUCGAAGUUGGAGUUGAUCUAUCGGAGUUUUAUAUGUCAGUAGAGUGGGAUAUACUCGAAGUACCUGCUGUGAGAAAUGAAAAAUUCUAUACAUGCUGUGAUGAACCAUAUCUAGAUAUAACUUUCAAUAUAACAAUGAGGAGGAAAACUCUAUUUUAUACGGUGAAUAUAAUAAUUCCAUGCAUGGGGAUUUCCUUCCUGACAGUGCUAACGUUCUACCUUCCAUCCGAUAGCGGGGAAAAGGUGACGUUAUCGAUUUCAAUACUCAUUAGUCUCCAUGUGUUUUUUUUGUUGGUUGUUGAAAUCAUACCACCAACUUCCCUAGUUGUUCCCUUACUUGGAAAAUAUCUCAUAUUUGCUAUGAUACUUGUUUCGAUUAGCAUAUGUGUAACAGUUGUAGUCCUAAAUGUACAUUUUCGAUCACCACAAACGCACAAAAUGUCACCUUGGGUGAAGAGGGUGUUCAUUCACAUAUUACCAAGGCUCCUGGUGAUGAAAAGGCCUCAAUAUGUUUUUGAAACUAAUAGGUACGUUACGAAUAGAUUUCUUGUGAAAAGCAGGGAAAUAUCGUCAUGUCUCUACCCCUACCACACGACUCUACACAGAGAAGAGCCCACUCCUAAGCGGAGAUUUCCAAGCAGGACUCCCUCUAAAGAGGAGAUAUCCAGGACCUUGGCGGACGGAGGUCCUUUUGGCGGUAGCUGCCAAAUCCACGGUCCGGUGCUCCUUCCGACCCCGGACUCGGACGAUCCCGCAAUUGACAGCGAUACGGGCGGGAUAAAAAGUCCGAUAUUGCGGAAUCCCGCUUUUUCGCAUUCGAGCUGCCCACCAGAGAUUCACAAGUCCUGUUUCUGCAUCAGAUUUAUUGCGGAGCACACCAAGUCGCUAGAGGAAUCGACGAAGGUUAAAGAAGAUUGGAAGUACGUAGCGAUGGUGUUGGACAGGCUGUUCCUUUGGAUAUUCACGUUGGCUGUUCUGGUGGGAACAGCCGGCAUAAUACUUCAAGCCCCAUCCCUUUACGAUGAUCGGAUUCCAAUCGACGAAAAAUUUUCGGAAUUCGCCAGAACGACCGUUUUAGUGAAAGAAAAUGGAGAAUUUCAUCAGAACUUGGCAACUUAACCACUAGAGCCUUAAUUGGUUUUGAAUGAUUUGGCAGAUUCUAACAACAUAAAAUUUUGAGAACUUUAGAAUAAGUUUAACAAAUGUGAGUUCCUUGUGUUUCUUGGGUUCCAAAUUUUUCAGUACAAUCGAUAAUUGUGCCAAAUUCCUCGAUAAUAUCCCUUUGAUUCCAUGUGGUACAUUUGCCUUAGGAAUGUGGAAUACUGACAAAUUAACAUUUGGGUUCUUUACAUUAGUGAAAGUGGAGGAAAUCCUUGAGCUGAUCCUGUCUAAGAACCCCAUAUAUGUACCUACAUUUCAAAAUGGAUGAUGUUAAUGCUUAUGAAUUUUAUAUUGAAAAAAAACGAAAAUAUACCUGAAUAUGUAAAUAGGCUGUAACGUUUAUAUAUUUUACACAAUAGUAUGUACCUAUUCAGGUUUUGUAUCAAUAUAUACAAAGAAGAGUUUUUAUCAUUUUAUAUCGCUUCCGAAGCAUACUGUAGAUUAUUCACUGGUCGUAUUCACGUAGUGCCAUUAAUAUAAUGAAGUGGUGAGCAAGAAAUAUUAUGGAAAAUAUACGAAUAUUGGAAUAGCACGUUCAGAGUAAAUUCAUUUGAAUAAAUGAGUGAACAAUAGCUUAGGAAUUUCGAGACCUGUUGAAGAAAUGAUUAUUGGGAGCUCUUAUCAGACAAACAAUAUUUAACCAUUCGAAAAAAGGCAAAUAUCAUGAACAUUAGGAUACUGAUAAGAGAGCAUGAUGAAUUUAUUUUUUUAAUCAUACAGGGGUAUCUGGAACCUGACAUGAAAUUGCAAUUUGUAUAAUAUACUCGUUAUUGAUAAUCAUCACAUUAGGUAACUAUCCCUAGUUACCUAAUUGUCUAAUAAGUCCUACAUCUGUUUGGUACAUUUUCAAGACAUCAUGUUGUUAACUUCCGAACGACUCGAUUACAGGUGAAUGCAAUCUCAUUACAGCCAUUAACAAUAAACGAGACUGCUCUGAUAAUU